AUGGCCAAAUAUAAAAAUCAUUAUGGCCUACUCUACUGGUUGACCAGGAAGCCAAGCAGUCUUCCACCAGGACGAUGGGGUCUCCCAAUCAUUGGGUACAUCCCUCUCUAUACCAAUAAUACCCGAAAAAUCGUCAGUGAUCUUAGAGAACAAUAUGGAGAUAUAUUUACUUGGAAAAUUGGCAGCCAUGUGUUUGUGGGCUUCUGUGAUUACGAACUGAUAAAGACCACAUUCAGUAGGCCUGAAUGUCAGGGAAGGCCUUACGUGUUUUCUUUCGACAUGGUUAAAUUUCACAGUAAUGCAGGAAUUGUAAGUUCAGUCGGUGAUGUCUGGGUACAGGGCAGGAGGUUUGCCCUCAGACACCUGAAGGAUUUUGGCAUGGGAAAGUCCUCCUUUGAGGGUGUCAUCCAGUACGAGGCUCAGAACCUUGUAGAGACUUUUGAGAGGACAGCUGGGAAACCCAUAGAAAUAUCCUGGUGUCUCAAUGUCGCUGUGUUGAACGUCAUCUGGAAGCUUGUAGCAAAUAUAAGGUACAACACGGAUGACCAAGAAAUAAUAAAAUUUAGUGCCUUCUUGAAACAGAACAUAGAAUUAAUCCAAGGGAGAAUCCAGUGCUUUGUGGGAAAAAAAAAUACAGGAUUUAUUUCUGUUUUUCAGGAAAUUAUAGAGAAUCACAUCAAGAUGCUGGACCAAAACAAUCCUAAGGACUACAUAGAUGCCUACCUCAUAGAAAUUCAGAAAGAGAGGGGCAGCCUUAGUACUAUAUUCAAGGAUGAUUUCAGCUCUCCAGCCUCUCCAACAUUACUUCUUAAUGCAGUUGUGGGAUAUUCUGUCAGUUCCUCCUCAAGAUCCUUGUACAUAUGUCAACUGGUCACAACCACCCUCAGCGACCUUUUUGGUGCAGGAAGUGAGACAACUUCAUCUACCAUCCGAUGGCUGAUUGCUCUCUUGGCCACCCAUCCUGAAAUACAGAGAAAAAUGCAGAAGGAAAUUGAUGAGGUGGUUUUCAAUGGGACACACCUCCCUUCCCUUCUCCAUGAUAAGGACAGGUUAGUGGUGCUAUGUGAAAAGUUACAUUAA
Molecule: messenger RNA, 1080 nt
Organism: Macrobrachium nipponense
Lineage: Eukaryota; Metazoa; Arthropoda; Malacostraca; Decapoda; Palaemonidae
Product: cytochrome P450 2L1-like
Exons: 9
Coding region: 1-1080 (359 amino acids)
Biological process (GO): xenobiotic metabolic process
Cellular component (GO): intracellular membrane-bounded organelle; cytoplasm
Molecular function (GO): iron ion binding; oxidoreductase activity, acting on paired donors, with incorporation or reduction of molecular oxygen, reduced flavin or flavoprotein as one donor, and incorporation of one atom of oxygen; heme binding
Source: RefSeq, a predicted model, not a curated record